Molecule: messenger RNA, 2774 nt
Organism: Triplophysa dalaica
Lineage: Eukaryota; Metazoa; Chordata; Actinopteri; Cypriniformes; Nemacheilidae
Gene: map9
Product: microtubule-associated protein 9
Exons: 13
Coding region: 365-2359 (664 amino acids)
Biological process (GO): regulation of mitotic cytokinesis; mitotic spindle assembly; mitotic cytokinesis
Cellular component (GO): astral microtubule
Molecular function (GO): microtubule binding
Source: RefSeq, a predicted model, not a curated record
ACGGAUCGAUCUAUGACAUCGGGUAGAGGGAGAGCUAUUUAAACGCAUACAAAGCAGUCUGUUCUCGAGUCGCUCUCGCGGUACUUCAAUGUCAUACGGUGAUCAGUCUGCGCAGCAUGAGUGAAGUAGAUUUCAUAAACUCUCAUCCGUUGGUUCCUCUGGUAACACUAAUAAACAAAUGGCGCCGAACACAUCAACUGAACUGAAUACAAUGCUGUAACUUACACAUUUGUUGUGAAACUCCGGUAGAUUUUAUACUGUAUGAGUGAAAACUGAAUGAGUGUUUUACACGAAGCCGAUUUGGUGUGGUUUUAUUUGGUCCUGACAAAGCAUAGCAUAAUAACUGUUUGGGAGAUGCAGUAAAAUGGACGACGAUAUUUUUUCUACAACACUUGCUUACACGAAAAGUCCAAAAACGUCAAGAAGAACAACGUUUCAGUAUGAAUUGGAGACAGCCGUGUCUGCAAGAGCUAACAGACAAAAACCGAACUAUACCUACUCUGAUGAUUUUGACGACGAUGAGAAUGGUAUAGAUAAUAAUGACGACGACGACAUGCUCGGCAAACUUCUUAGGAUAAAGAAACAGAAAAAGGACAGAUUUAAAGCUGGGAAUACAAAGGGCAAGAUAAACGAUUUUAAACUUUCAGACGAUGAAGAAGAAAACGUAAAACCCCACAAAGUAUCUUUCUUGAAAACCAAAAGGAACAGCUCACCUGUCCACACUGAACAGCUAGAUUCAAUGAGAAACGAAAGCCAUCACGGUUCUUUUCAUUCCAGUCAAUCCAGCAGUACCCCUCAAAGUCCAUGGAAUUCUGUCACUGCAGAGAAAAUUCAACAUUCGAAUUCUCCUUUCUCCUCUCAGUCUGACCAGCCUCAACCAGACAGCAUUGUACAGACUGAUCAGUCAGAGUCCGUAAUGAAGAUGAGAAAUCAGACGGAGUCAUCCUUGGUGAGGAAGAGUCUUUCAGAAUCUCCUUUGCCACUAAAUUCUGAGAAUAGCCGAUGGGAAUCUUCAGUCCCCCUUCCAUCAGAGGGCUCUCAUUGGGACAGUCCUGUCUCACUGCUGUCAGAAAAAGAACACAACCAAAAAAUGUAUUUUGGUGAAGAAGGUGAACUUCCCAUUCCUCACCCUCGGGAGCGAAGUGUUAAACCAAAUCUUCUCACAGCAGGUUGUUUUGCACAAGACAUGUCCCCAAGGCCCAUGCCCAGACAGAAGACUGGGAAUAUGUGCGAAAGUGGUCAGAUACAAGAGAACACACAACCAGAGACCCCGGCCUGCAGCGGUGUAGCCACCUCCUCUAUGUCUAUAGUGGUCUCCAACACAUCGUCUUUAGACAAGAUUCAAAACUCUACCCAUGAUAGUGUACAGGGUCAGGUUGAAGACUCAGUCAUAUCAGAAAAGUCCAAGACAAAUUCCACUUCAACACAGAAACACAUGUCUGAGGCUCUGACAACGUCAGAAAGCGAAGAGAACAGAGAGGGAACAGAGUCAACAUCCUUUCAGGAAAAUAAGGUUUCUCAAAGCAACUUUGACCACACAUUCACUGUCCGAGUGCAAACUUCCAAGUCAACAUACAGUUCUAGAAAGUCGAAGAGCUCCUACACCGCGGAGUCGAAAUACCUGGGAACGCUGAAAAUUCUGGAUCAAAAGGAGACCCAACAGAUUCCAGAUGCAGCAGAUUCACUAAGAGCUGCUGUAUACCAGGAAUGGUUAAAAAAGAAAGAAGAAAACAUCAAAAUAAAAAUGAGGGCAAAGAAGCAGGAAGAAAAAUUGAACGAGGAGAAAAGGCAAGAGGAAAAGCUUGCAAAAAUAGCAGACGCUAAAGCCUCUUAUGAUGCCUGGAAAGAGAAAACAGUGGACGUCAUUAGAAAGAAAGUCAAAGAAAAACAGGAGGCAAUCAAUGAACAACAAAUGGAAAGGGAAAAAAAGCAAGAAAAAAAGGAAACAGCAAUACAGGUUUUUGAGAAAUGGAAACAGGAUCAUGACAAAAUCCUUAAAGAAAGGAUGAGGGAAAAGAAACAGAAUGAAAAAAAAGAGAAACAAAAACAGGUCAGAGAUAAAGACGAGAGGAAGAGUGACUGUACCUCUGCUUUCAUUCAAUGGAGUGCGCAAAAGAAAAAUGUAAUUCAAGAGAGAGUAAGAGAAGAACACGAGAAUAACAAAAUAAAUGAAAUGGAGGAAGAAUAUGAAAAGGAGGAAAGAGAAAAAAUGGCCUUGGAGAUGUAUGACAAAUGGAUGAGAAGAAAAGAGUUUCAACAAAAAAGAGAGAGAAAAGAAAAGAAGAUACAUGCGAUUCUGCUGGAUGAGCCUCCUCCACCAUGGAGCCCCCCUAAUAAAACCAUUCCGUUUGGAAAAUAAGAUUAAUUAAUGGUAAUACCUCCAUUUUUAUAAGCUAUGAAAUUAUGUUAAAAUAUGCAAUUUGUCACUUAAACUACAAGACGUUAUCAUCAAGGUGUCUUAAAAGUGCUUUAUGUCAGAAAUUCGUUUUUAUAUUUGUAUAUUGUUUAACAUGUCACUUAAAAUAAUUCAGUGCUGUUUAUAGCAUCAUUUUAAAGAUUGGUCGAAGCGAUUUAAUUUUUAAAUAUAGUAUUAUAGAUAUGUAUAAUUUAUGGGAUUUAUUUAGACGUUGACAAAAUAUUCAGAGUUUGAACCAUUUUAGUGCUUGUUCUGUUUGGUGAUCAUAACAAUUCUGUUUAAACUCUGUAUUGCUUUUUGCAAUCCUAGUGUAUAUGCAGAUGCAUGUAAAGUAAAUUAACUAUAUGAGUCAUGCUGA